Molecule: messenger RNA, 5151 nt
Organism: Ahaetulla prasina
Lineage: Eukaryota; Metazoa; Chordata; Lepidosauria; Squamata; Colubridae
Product: ras-related GTP-binding protein C-like
Exons: 7
Coding region: 32-1279 (415 amino acids)
Biological process (GO): cellular response to starvation; regulation of autophagy; positive regulation of TOR signaling
Cellular component (GO): nucleus; Gtr1-Gtr2 GTPase complex; lysosome
Molecular function (GO): GTP binding; GTPase activity
Source: RefSeq, a predicted model, not a curated record
GGCUGGGCGUCCGCCUCGGGCCGGGCUCGUCAUGGCCGCCAUGCCGUUCGGGGCCGCGGAGGAGCCGGCGCAGCUGUCCGGCGGAGCUUUGCCCGCGGGCAGCCUGGGCGCGGCCGACGCCUUCCCCAAAGACUUCGGCUACGGCGCCGACGAGGACGAGGCCGGGGAGGACGACGGGGCCGAGCUGGCGGGCGGCGGGCGGCGGCCUCGGCCUGGCGGGGCCCGGAGGCGGGCUGGGGGCCGGCGGGGCGACUCCUCCAAGCAGCCCCGCAUCCUGCUGAUGGGGCUGCGGCGCAGCGGGAAGUCCUCGAUCCAGAAGGUGGUCUUCCACAAAAUGUCCCCCAACGAGACGCUCUUCCUGGAGAGCACCAACAAAAUCUACAAGGACGACGUCUCCAACAGCUCCUUCGUCAACUUCCAGAUCUGGGACUUCCCCGGCCAGAUGGAUUUCUUCGACCCCACCUUUGACUACGAGAUGAUCUUCCGAGGCACCGGAGCUCUCAUUUACGUCAUUGACGCCCAGGACGACUACAUGGAAGCGUUAACCAGGCUCCAUAUUACGGUUUCCAAAGCCUACAAAAUCAAUCCAGAAAUGAACUUUGAAGUUUUCAUUCAUAAAGUGGAUGGCUUAUCGGAUGACCAUAAAAUUGAAACUCAAAGGGACAUCCAUCAAAGAGCCAAUGAUGAUCUUGCCGAUGCUGGCUUAGAAAAACUACAUCUUAGCUUUUAUUUGACCAGCAUCUAUGAUCACUCAAUAUUUGAGGCCUUCAGUAAGGUGGUGCAGAAGCUCAUUCCACAGCUGCCCACUUUGGAAAACUUGCUGAAUAUCUUUAUAUCAAACUCGGGGAUUGAGAAAGCUUUUCUUUUUGAUGUUGUCAGCAAGAUCUAUAUUGCAACAGACAGUUCCCCUGUUGACAUGCAGUCCUACGAGUUAUGUUGCGACAUGAUUGACGUUGUCAUUGAUGUUUCUUGCAUAUAUGGGUUAAAAGAAGAUGGCAGCGGUAGUGCAUAUGACGAGGAAUCUAUGGCAAUUAUAAAACUCAAUAACACAACUGUUUUAUAUUUAAAAGAAGUGACAAAAUUUCUAGCCUUGGUGUGUAUCCUCAGAGAAGAAAGUUUUGAACGCAAAGGCCUAAUAGACUACAAUUUCCACUGCUUCCGGAAGGCCAUCCACGAGGUCUUUGAAGUGGGCAUUUCCUCUCACCGCCCCUGCGGCCAUCAAGCAAACAUUCCCAAUUUGAAAGCGGUGACUCAUAACGGCACCCCGAAGGAGGACUGAGUCAGGAUGGCCUGGGGCUGGCUUGUCUACCCUGGGUCUGGAUCGGGGCAGGAGCAGCAGCACAGAGGACGGGCGGCACAACGUCAUCCGUUUCGUUUGAAGCAAGCGGAGUCUGCCUUGGGGACUUGUUGUCAUAGCUCAUAUGGACACCCAGGAGAGACCCUAUGAGGGGAAGCCGAGAUGCAGAGUGGUGCCUUUCGUUGUAAUUAGGCAGGCAGCGUCUCCUCCACGGGAGAACUUCCUUGUUUGUUUCAGGAUGUGCUCCAGAGGCUCUGAAAUUCAAACGUGGUAAAUAAUUUAUUUGAGUACAUGCUCAACACAUUCCACCUGAGUUGUUGCAUACUUUUGUGGUAAUGCCUGCAAAAAGUAAUAUAUCCUGUGACCUCUCCUCUGCAAACCCAUGGAAUGAAAGCGCUUAUCUGCUUUUCUAGCUCUAACUGUCCUCAGAACUGUUUGAAAUGUUAUGCCUUGAAUUGUCAAGCUUUUGGUCACUCGGUAUCGGUUCCCACAUUCGUUCUUGCACUGUUUUUUUAUUCAUUCUUGUACACUAUUUUUCUGAAGCCUCUUUGGGCAGCGCUGGCUCCCUCAGCUAGGAAAUGGAGAGGAGCACCGUCCCUUAGAGUGGGCACGACUGAUCAGAAGCCUUUACACUCUUCACAAAUAAUUCCAUUUCAUCCUGCCAUGGCUACUAUGGCUAGAAUUCAUUCAGUUUCAUUCCAUAUUUCAUUCUUGAGACCGCAUGAUCACAUAGCGGGCCAUUUUAUUUUUUAAAAAGAUACGUACGGCUUUGACAAGAAUGGAGCAAUUAUAAGUUUGGGUUAUAAGUUGCAAAUAAUUUUGCUCAUUUUUAACAAGAUGUGAAACUUCCUUCAGUAAGAAUACUUUCCAUCUGAUGAAAUGUUUUCUGUGACCCUUCCUGUAGAUCCUCUGUGUUCGGGCAGGUAAAUGCCAUUCUCUUAAUGAUGAGAGCACUUCCAGAGCCUCAGACUCUGUUCUUUACUCAAAAGGUCCGUGUGAGUUUGUUGAAGGUUUCACAGAUGCUUUAACACUCUUCACGGGGGUUUGCAUUCUGCCGGAAGGCCAGGUCUGGAGCGGAUAUGUUCCCAGGCUGCAUUAAUAAAAGAUCUUUAUUUCGACAAGUUUCUCUCCUCUGAAUGAAAUACAAGGAAAUACAAUUUUUGUAUUUCCAAUGGGAAGUUUUAAAGGUGCAUACAAUUGUGUUGAAAUAAUUUACACUAUUAUUAUUUGUUAUUUAAGAUUUAAUCUUCAAUUCAAUUCACAGCCUGGAAUUGGUAAAAAUUAAACAGUUCAAGUCCUAUCCAAGGAGCUAACAGCUGUUGUUAUUAUUAGUGGUGGCUGCCAGUCUUAAUUAAUAGCUUGCAGAAAUUCUUCCUUCUGCUUAAUUGUGUUUCCUUUCAACUUGUAAGGAAAACCAACCACCUAUUUAUGGAAAAACAGUAAUGUAAUUCUCUUGGGAAACUUUCAGAUAUUACCAUGUUUCCCAAAAACAUGACCUAUCCUGAAAACAUGUCCUGCCCCGAUUUUAAUAUCUGUGCCUAAUAUAAACCCCACCCCAUAAAUAAGCCCCAGUUAAGCCCUGCCCACCAUCUGGUUGUACAAGGUGGGGUGAGGCACAUGCAUAGAAAUCAAGCUGGGGGGGUGGAGCUGCCCCACCCGUCCUGCACCCGCUUAUCUUAGGACCGCUGCAGCUGGGCCACCCAGGCCCCAACACCUGCCUGACUUCUGUAGCCACUGGAUACCAUGUGGCUCAUCGUGCUGGUGCCACCACUCACGGCAGAACACUGCAAGGCUUAUCGCACCAGUGUCUCUGCACAACAUGCCACGCAGCCUCCCAUGACUGGCAGCACCAGUCCUUAUUUUGGGGUCGAAAAGGAAAUAAGCCCUGGUCUUAUUUUAGGGGAAACACGGGUACUUUGGAAUAGCUCCCUUCUAUGUGGGGCUUCAGUCCUUUUAGCUCAAUUUUUUAUUCGCAGCAGGAACCUCUGUCCAAGCUGGCUCCACUUGGAGGGCCCCCUUUGGCUUACCGGAUAAAGUAAACUAAGCUUGCUCUUAAACCAGCCAAGCUUGCGAAAGCCACCAGAAAGUUUGUGAGGCUGCCUUCAGGAUCCUCUACAUGGAAUAACUUAACACAGCCCUCCUAAAAAAAAGGAACAGUACCAUUAAUGGCUUUGACACUGGUGGCAGCAGCACCAGCUGGCAACUUUAGAAAGGCAGUUUGAAGGCGAGGUGUCUCUCUCUCACUCGUAUAUUGUGAUGUAGCAGCCAUUCUCUUUUGUCUGUUACCACCGUGUCUGUGAUAAUCUCUGCCAAAGUGUUGAUGGUGCUUUCCUGAUCUAUGUUCUUCAAGCGUUUUGCAACAAAGGCACCAAAAGAAAUGAGAGUCACAGUUCACCCGUCUGUUAACAUCACUGAAUAUUUGCAUUGCAACUUCUGACAAAAUCUUCAAGUCAUCUGCUUUGCCAAUCUCCAUUUUCCUCAGCAUCCCUGAAUCUAAUGGGACAGGACUUUUAAGCAAAGAACCACAAAAUGUCAAGGACAAUGACUGGUUUUGUCUGGUCAUUUCCCUUCCCCAGGGAACUGCAAAACUGCAUCUUAGAAACCUGACACCUGCUGCCACUGAAUGCUGCCCCUCAGCCACAUGCCAACUCACUUUUCCAACGAAUAGAAUAGAAUAGAAUUUUUAUUGGCCAAGUGUGAUUGGACACACAAGGAAUUUGUCUUGGUGCACAUGCUCUCAGUGUACAUAAAAGAAAAGAUACCUUCAUCAAGGUACAACGUUUACAACACUUAAUGAUAGUCAUAGGGUACAAAUUUAACACAAUGAUACAACACUUAAUGAUAGUCAUAGGCUACAAAUAAGCAAUCGGAACAAUAUCAGUAUAAAUCGUAAGGAUAUAAGUAACAAAGUUACAGUCAUAAGUGGAAGGAAAUGGGUGAUGGGAACGAUGAGAUUAAUAGUGGUGCAGAUUUAGUAUAUAGUUUGACAGUGUUGAGGGAAUUAUUUGUUUAGCAGAGUGAUGGCGUUCGGGGAAAAACUUCUUGUGUCUAGUUGUUCUGGUGUGCAGUGCUCUAUAGCGUCGUUUUGAGGGUAGGAGUUGAAACAAUUUAUGUCCUGGAUGUGAGGGAUCUGUAAAUAUUUUCACGGCCCUCUUUUUGAUUUGUGCAGUAUACAGGUCCUCAAUGGAAGGCAGGUUGGUAGCAAUUGUUUUUUCUGCAGUUCUAAUUAUCCUCUGAAGUCUGUGUCUGUCUUGUUGGGUUGCAGAACCAAACCAGGAAAGGAAACAACACUUUUGGGAUUGUGUACAAUAUGUUAACUCUCAGCCUCUGACAAGGCACACAUAAAGCAGGAUUCUCAGUUCAUUAAAUGAUGCCAUGUACGAUGCUAUGGUAGAACUGGAUUCACCACUGGAAGUUUUCAAGAAGAGACUGGACUGAAAGACGCAAAUAACAUGGAUUUUAUUUGUUAACUAAAAUGGUUACUUUGUAUUUUAAUCUGAUUUAUAUUCUUUCUUUUAAAGUGCUGUUCAAGAUAAUGUUAUUAGCUUUUAACAUUCCUAAACUGAUAAACAAGCUGGAGACUAGCUCCUGAUAAGUUUGUUAAUACAAAUUGGGGUCUGGCUUAUCUCUUUCGUGAACCCUAAACAACCUUUCUCCUUACAAUUUAUUCCCCUUUAGACCUCAUUUUAAUAAAUAUGUAGACUAUUAUCCUGUCCAAUCAACGUUCCUCUUUCAGAUUUCUUUAUGUUAACUAUAAAAGGAGAUGUAAGCUAAAGAUCGGGGUUCCAUCUUUGAAUGAGGAAUCCCUUUUGUCUCAAUAAUCUGAUAAAUUGUAAUAAAGUGAUCUUCCUGUC